Molecule: messenger RNA, 1656 nt
Organism: Penicillium taxi
Lineage: Eukaryota; Fungi; Ascomycota; Eurotiomycetes; Eurotiales; Aspergillaceae
Product: putative DNA repair protein (Rad57)
Exons: 2
Coding region: 1-1656 (551 amino acids)
Biological process (GO): DNA strand invasion; DNA recombinase assembly; mitotic recombination
Molecular function (GO): ATP binding; ATP-dependent DNA damage sensor activity; single-stranded DNA binding
Source: RefSeq, a predicted model, not a curated record
AUGGAUCUUCUGACAGUCUUGCCAGACUUCUCAACAAAAUCAUACACACACAUAUUACCUCCACUUGAGCGCAGCAAAAUCACCACAGUCGACCUAAUCACGCUUGACACGCUUGAGAUUGCGAAACGCGCUCAUGUGCCCCCAGCCGAUGUCCGACGGCUCUCAACCCGUAUUAUCGAGGCUUUACAUACAGAUCUCGGAUUUGAAAAGACCUCAAACAUAGAUUCGUCUUCAGAUGAGGCUCCCGGUCCCAGCGUUAAUCGCGCCAAUUUCACACUCGGCCCACCUACAAAGCUACACGCGGAACAAUGGGACAUCAUCAGCACGUUAGAUCCAACAAUGGAUGCAUUACUGGGUGGCGGGAUUCCAACGGGGUAUGUGACGGAGGUUACGGGCGAGAGGAAUAAAGAGAAGAAGGCGACUGACCAUGGCCUUGUUAUGUCUAGUGGGAGCGGUAAGACGCAAUUCCUCCUCAAUAUUCUCAUGGCUGUUCAAUUAGCGAAACCGGAUGGACUGGAGAAACGCGCCAUCUACAUCUCUACUGAACACCCACUUGCAACGAGCCGUCUAACACAAUUGCUGGAAUACCAUCCGCUUCUCUCGAAGCUUCCUGCCGACCAAGCACCGUCGCUUGAAAAUAUCCUGUCCAUCAGUGCCAUGGACAUGGAGGCGCAGGACCAUAUCCUUAAUUUUCAGCUUCCAGUCGCUAUAAAGCGGUAUAAUGUUGGAUUGGUCAUCAUUGACUCCAUCACCUCCAACUACCGUGCCGAGCACUCUUCCACCAAUAUGCUUGGUAUAUUAGCUCGAUCGACCGAGCUCGCAAAACUAGGACACUUAUUGCGCAAUCUCGCUGCAACGGAGGAUAUCGCAAUAGUGCUGGCGAACCAGGUGUCCGAUCGAUUUGAACCUAUGGAGAAUAGAAAUGGUGGCUAUCAAGCGUCUACCCGUCUAGGGAUACCGACCACCACAAGCCCGAGUGGCAUCGCGCGUGAAUCCGGUGCCGUAUCACCGAGGCCAAGGAGCCACACAGACAGUUCCAGGUCUGUGAUUCAACAACCACAUAACAGCUCUCUUCCCUCUUCGUCUCCAUUCCCGUCAUCUCCGCACCCGACUCAGGACGAACAGUUUGACGGCUCUUAUCUCAUCGCAAACCCAGCCAGGAACGAGACCCUCAGCCUACUCCACCAAGAACGGUUUUUCACAGGCUGGGGAGACGCCCCAGAGCGUGGGCCAUCUUCUCUAAAGACCCCUGCGCUAGGAGUCGUUUGGUCAACACAGAUCGCCUGUCGUAUUGCGCUGAAGAAGAAUGGAUUACGUGUGCCCCACCCUGAACUGUGGGAGGGUGCGUAUCCAAUGUCUACUCCAACGCCACAAGCACAGGGGAAACCGUCCGAGUCGAGACCUGGGUUUUCAUCAGCUAAGGAAAUUCAGACAGAAAAACCCCAGGCUGAAGGUGAAGGGAAUGACCAGUCUGUUCCUUUGAGAAAACCACCUGUUCAACCGGAGCUUAGUGAGCCUGAGCAUAUUACGCGACGAUCAAUGAAGGUUGUCUUUUCUCCUUGGGCCGCGGGCUCUAUUGCGGGCGAAGUAGAUAGACGUGGUGAGGUAGAUUUUGAAAUUUGGAAAGGAGGGCUGAGAUGUGUACGUGAUGAGUAA